Messenger RNA from Paraglomus occultum, 1455 nucleotides. The record is from the annotation of a GenBank genome assembly. NCBI's taxonomy places the organism in Eukaryota, Fungi, Glomeromycota, Glomeromycetes, Paraglomerales, Paraglomeraceae.
AUGGAUGCUCGGAAUCGCUCUUCUCUCGUCAAUUCAUCUCAGCUUUCCCCUUCACCUUUUAGACACAAUAUACCAGAGUUUUCUUCCUUCGAACACCAAAAAGAAAACAUUCUACCUCUGAAAGAAGGUCGCAGUGCAGCGUCAUUGUCAGAAGUAUUUUCCAAAGACCAUGCUCUACGCACCACCCAGCUAGCAUCCGCUCACGCAACUUUUGCUGCCGAGUUGGACACCCUCGAUGAACUCGAUGACCCACUUGACGUAUUUAACAGAUAUAUUAAAUGGACUAUCGAGAACUAUCCACAGGGACAUAACCACGAAUCGAACUUAAUACCUUUAUUAGAAAGGGCAACGAGGACGUUUAAAGACGAUGAGAGGUAUAAGAAGGAUCCGAGAUAUUUAAGGCUUUGGUUACUAUAUGCAAAGUAUGUCGAACAUCCAAGGGACAUAUUUGUGUUUUUGGAGAAUAACGAGAUCGGACAAGAUCUGGCUGCCUUUUACGAAGAGUACGGGGCAUUACUAGAGAGCGUGAAAAGAUUCAAAGAAGCGGAUCAAAUAUAUCAAUUGGGCAUACACCGUCGUGCGAGACCGCUUGAAAGACUAAAACGUCGUUUUGCAGCAUUUCAAGCACGCGUUACCGUCUCAUACAACCCGGCUGAAACGGAAGAUGUGCAGUCUUUAGAUCCUCUUGCGGAGAACCCACGUCGAACUGUACUGGGAGUAAAAACAAGCGCAUCGUCUACGCGAUCAGCUCCACAAAAUGUCUUUAAUGCGAGGGACCUGAAUAAAAGCAGUGCGCUGCAAUCCGGAAAUGAGGCAGGGAGUAGGCAAGGAGGCAUGGCUAGUGGUAUAUCGGAUAGGAAGCUGCCUAUAUACUAUGAUCCGGAUGGGCAACGUGCUAGUACAGUUUUGGACGGCCCAAUUUCGAAUACACCGUGGCGUGACUAUGGAACAGAGCUUUCGCGCAGACAAGAGAAUAUUCAAGAGUCUACAAAAUGGAAAGGCGUCACUCUUCCCAUGGGUCGUAGUCCUCGUACACCAUUGUCCGAGAAGUUCCAAGUCUAUUGCGAUAAAGAAGAAGUAAGAGAAGUUCAAUCAUCCGUUGUAGAGCAGCCUCCUGACGUGAAUACCUCGACAAAAGUAGACAAUUCGCAAUCGAAACAUAAUGACACUCGGAAUGUUACCUCGAAUACUCAAAAUCCGAGUAGAGAACCAACUAAAUGCGUACCAUAUCCUCGUUGUCACAUGAAAUCAACUUCCAUGAUAUUAGCAGAGAUUAAGCAAUUUGGUGACAAAGUGGCAGCAGACGUAUAUAGUGUAUACGCUGAUGAUGACGAAUUUUGCUUUGAAGAGAUAAGAGCAAAUUCAAAAGCCCUGUUCGUAAGAAUACCAGAGGGCAAGAUUACUGGACUGAGUGCGAUCACACUCCCACCUGUAAGACAAAAGUUUCCCCCUUAA